Molecule: messenger RNA, 1119 nt
Organism: Aureobasidium namibiae CBS 147.97
Lineage: Eukaryota; Fungi; Ascomycota; Dothideomycetes; Dothideales; Saccotheciaceae
Exons: 2
Coding region: 1-1119 (372 amino acids)
Cellular component (GO): membrane
Source: RefSeq, a predicted model, not a curated record
AUGAAUCGUAUCAUUGAGCCUUCGUCUCGAGCGCGCCAAAGGAUCUGGACCGAGGGAAGCGCUAAGUUCUUCAUCACACUUGCUUUUACUGCCACCGUGGUUCAGCUGCUCUUUCUGGCUGACAUAUCUUAUCUCAACGGAGCACUGUAUCACGAAGCACAGAGGAUUCAUAAUCUGAAGUUCCUCAUGGUAGAUCACGACCAGGGUGCCAUCGGCCAAAGUCUUCGUUCAGCAGCAAACGCUCUCCAAUCUGAUAUCUUCCCAUCGGUCGAGGAGUACAGCACGAGCGACUAUCCUAAGCCGUCCGACAUCAGACGCGCUGUCCUUGUUGGAGAUUUCUGGGCCGCCAUAUACAGCCACUCAGGAGCUUCGAGCAGACUGGAUACAGCAUUGCGAAGCAACGAUACUACCGUACACUACGAUCCCACCAACGCCCUGACCUACAUAUACAACGGAGCAAGGUACGCUUCCAUUGAACAAGGAUACAUCGAUCCCAAUCUUCAAGCCCUCGUACUUGAGGCAGACGCUAUGUACCAGGAACACAACGGGAUGCAGAAUCUCAAAUUUGUCGAAGGAAACGCAAAUGCUGUUUACGCACUUUUGCAUCCUAUAGCCUCGACUGCUCUGAACAUCAAGGAAACCGACCAAGGUGCAAGAAACAUAUACAACACCGUUGGAAUGGUAUAUACGGUAUUGAUGCAAUUCUUCUUUGUACUGGCGCUGAAUAUCCUCUGUGGACGCAACAAGCUAUUCGGUCGCCAGUCAUUUGUCUGGAACUACCUCUUCCGCGCCUCAAUCACCUUCGUAUACUCUUUCAUCGGUGCAAUCUGCGCAAGUGUUCAGUUCAUCCCAUUCUUCAUCUUCAGUUACGUCAUGUUCAACGUCACCAGCAUGUUGGUCCCGUUUGAGUUAUCACCCAGAUUCUACCGCAUCGGAUACGCCGCUCCUGGGCAUGAGGCUUACCAGAUCUUGAUACAGAUAUGGUCUGGUGGGAACAAUCGACUCUAUCAGGCUUUACCCAUACUUCUUGCCUGGGAAGUCUUAUUAACGCCUUUGGCUAUACUUUCAAUGCAUAGACGGUGUCAGGCGGCGGUCCUCAUGGCGGUCAAGGAUAGCUGA